UCCACCGAGGUGUAGCCUAGUACAUCCUCCCCACGCACCGGGCCGGGUUGGGUCAGGGUGCAGUACCGUACCUUCUGCGCGCGCGCGCCAGCGCCAUGGCGGCCUUCGCCAUGCUCUCUCUCGUGCUCCUCCGCCUCUUCGCCGUGCAAGCAGCAGGCGUCGGCGUCGUCGACGACGGGAGGUCAUUCACGGCGUGCCUGGCGGCCGCCGGCGUGGGCAACGUCACGACGCGCGAGUCCCCCGCGUACGCCGCCGCGCUCCUCGUCUCCGUCCAGAACCUCCGCUUCGCGGGCGCGGGCGCGCCCAAGCCCUUCGCCGUGGUGGUCCCGGCGUCGCUGCAGGAGCUCCGCGACUCCGUGCGGUGCGCGCGGGCGGCGGGGCUCGUGCUGCGCCUCCGCAGCGGGGGCCACAGCUACGAGGGCCUCUCCUACACCACCGACGACGACGACCGCACCGCGUUCGCCGUCGUCGACCUCGCGGCGCUCGACCGCGUCGACGCGGACCGCCGCACCGGCACCGCGUGGGUGCAGUCGGGCGCGACGCUGGGCCAGACGUACCACGCCGUGGCGGCGGCGGCGAGCGGGAGCGGCCCGGCGGCGGCGCUCGCGUUCUCCGCGGGGUCGUGCCCGACGGUCGGCUCGGGCGGGCACAUCGCCGGCGGAGGGUUCGGCCUGCUGUCCCGCAAGUUCGGCCUGGCCGCCGACAACGUCGUGGACGCCGUGCUGGUCGACGCCGCGGGGCGCGUCCUGGACCGCGCCGCCAUGGGCGAGGACGUGUUCUGGGCCAUCCGCGGCGGCGGCGGCGGCACCUGGGGCGCCGUGUACGCGUGGCGCGUCCGGCUCAGCGCGGUGCCCGACCGCGUCACCGCGUUCGUCGUCAACCGCGCCCCGGGCUCCGUCCGGUCGGUGGCGUCGCUGGUGUCGACGUGGCAGCACGUCGCGCCGUGGCUGCCCGACGAGUUCUACAUCUCCGCGUUCGUCGGCGCCGGCUUGCCGGAGCUGAAGAAGAAGAAGCUGAACCGGACCGGCAUCUCCGUCACGUUCAAGGGGCUGUACCUCGGGCCGGCCCACGAGGCGCUGGAGAUACUGACGGCAAGGUUCCCGGAGAUCGGGCUGUCGGAUCUGGACCCGAAAGAGAUGAGCUGGAUCGAAUCCGUGGUGUUCUUCUCGGGUCUGCCCGAAGGGAGCACGGUGUCGGAUCUCACGGACCGGGUGCUCCACCAGAAGAACUACUUCAAGGCCAAGUCGGACUACGUCCGCCGUCCGAUGACCUUGGAGCAACUGAUCAGAGCCAUUGACCUCUUGUCCAAGCAGCCCAAGGCGUACGUCAUCUUGGACCCAUACGGUGGCGCCAUGGAUCGGGUCGGGUCCGCGGAUCUUCCGUUCCCGCAUCGCAAAGGUAACAUCCAUGGCAUCCAAUACCUAAUCGAAUGGGCGGCUAGUGACGAUGAUCACAAGGAGGAGUACAUGGAUUGGUUGCGCCGGUUCUACGACUUCAUGGGAGCAUAUGUGCCGAAAAAACCACGAACCGCAUACAUAAACUAUAUGGACCUUGAUCUUGGAACCAACAAUUGGUCGGGCCAUCGAACCGACAACGACAUUGAUAAGAGCCCUCACCCAGAAGUGGAGGCGGCACGAGCAUGGGGCGAGAGGUACUUCUUGGGAAACUACGAUCGGCUAGUUCGUGCAAAGACAUUGAUCGAUCCAGAGAACGUGUUCCGCAACGCGCAAAGUAUCCCGCCACUUGGAGGCGUCCAAUGCAUGAUUAGGAGCACACGUGGCAUCUCGCCCAAGAUCACAUCCAAUGGAAGCACGUACGAUAGCUAGAGCACAAGAAUAUAGGUUAACUUUAUAUAUACAAUACAUGCAUACAAAAUAUGUGGGUGCGGUGUUUUGAUUUCAUCUUUUGGCGCGUUGCUUUCACGGUGCCGUCCGAGAAGGACGAGUUGCAUUUUUUUUUUUUGUUGGAGAGAGGUGGUUUGGAUUAUUGAAUCCUAGCUAGAGGGAGCAGAAAACGAGAGAUUAUUAGGUAUUUUGAUGAAGUGACCAAGGUCACGUCAAUCUCUUGAUCAGAAGGUGUGCUUUCUCGCUAGUGUUAGUGUCCUUGUUGAUAACGAUCAUCAACUUUUGUAUUGGUGCAAGGUUGAUUAGUACUAGCAUUCUCUCUCUCUC
This is a messenger RNA of Sorghum bicolor (sorghum), 2171 nucleotides long. Its product is annotated as reticuline oxidase. The coding region runs from base 96 to 1826 and encodes 576 amino acids. Gene Ontology annotation, molecular function: FAD binding; oxidoreductase activity. The transcript has a single exon. The record is from RefSeq and is a predicted model, not a curated record. NCBI's taxonomy places the organism in Eukaryota, Viridiplantae, Streptophyta, Magnoliopsida, Poales, Poaceae.